AUGUCCAUCGCGCAGGCGGCCGCCCGGGCCAUGCUAUCUGAUGCCCUGCUGCCGGACGGCGCCGGGCUGCAGCGGCUCGGCCACCUGGAGCUGGAGCUCCCUCUGGACCGGGUCAUCAAGUUCGUGUCGGUGGGGCUGCCGCUGCUGCUGGUGUGCCUGGCCUUCGCCCGGGAGAUCUCCCUGGGGCCGCAGAUCAGCUGCUUCCCUCCCAGCAACUUCACCAUCAAGCAGGCCAGCUACGUGGACACGUACUGCUGGGACUCCCUGAUGCACCACGAGUUCGACGGCGACGGCAACUUCGAGGAGCGCUCGCUCUGGGUGCACAAAAUGUUUCCCUACUCCCUCCUGGCCAUGGCCGUCCUCAUGUACCUGCCGGCCCUGAUCUGGCGCCAGCUCGUCAUGCCCACGCUGGCCUCCGACCUGCUCUUCAUCAUUGACGAAUUGGACAAGUCGUACAACCGCUCUAUCCGGCUGGCCCAGAGCAUCCUGGACAUGCGCCAGAACACCAAGAACCCGCUAACUUUCCAAGCCGAGCUGCAGCGGGCCAAGAGGAAGCGGUACUUCGAGUACCCCCUCCUGGAGAGGUACCUGCAGUGCAAGCAGAGCUCCUACUUCCUGGUCAGCAUGCUGUUCCUGCGGGGCUUCCUGCUGCUGACCUUCAUGACCGCCGCCUGCCUCUACCUGGCGUACUUCCACCUGUCCGCCUUCCUGCAGGACGAGUUCAGCUGCUUCGUGCGGACGGGCAUGCUGCGCGACCAGAGCUGGGUCCCGGAGCUGGUGCAGUGCAAGAUGAUCGGGCAGCUGGUUUUUCAGGUGAUCAGCGUGGCCAACGGCGCCAUCUACGUCCUGCUGGCGCCCAUCGUCCUGUUCAGCCUGGUGCGCCUCUUCGUGUGGGACACCUCCUUCAUCUCCAUCUACGACGUUCUCCCCGCCUUGGACCUGAUCAACCGCCGCCGGCUGGGCUGCCCGCUCAACGACCUCAACGUCCUCCUGCUCUUCCUGCGGGCCAACGUGGCUCACCUGAAGUCGUACGGCCAGGUGAGGGCGCUGUGCACCCUGGCGCCGCCGCAGGUGGGCGCCGCCGGCCAGGACCUGAGCGCCAUGCUGACCCAGGAGGAGCUGGAGGAGCGCGAGGAGGCGGCCAUGGAGCUGUCGGAGGAAGUGGAGGAGGCCAAAGAGGAAGGGAAGCUCAACCUGGUGGACAUCAUGACCGUCCUGGGAGCGGCGCAGGGCCGCGUGGUAAACUGCAGCGAGAAGCGGCCGCUGGUGGAGGAGAACCUGAGCCUGGAGCCAAACCACCAGGGGUACCAUGAGUUGAAGGAGACUGCACCAUUUAGUCAUUAUUAGGCCUCCUAUGGACCGAAUCAAUGUGAUAACAAAGGGAGCGAGGGGCUAGAACACCCUCCACUCUAGACUUUCAUGAGUACUGUACUGUGGACGCCAAUCAGAGGAAUCUGUGGUCUGAGCAGAGAAAUGAAAAAAAAAGCCUCUUUUAGAAUUACAGGGAAAGUGUUCUGCUGGGGUUGUGAAUGGAUUCAAAUCAGUUUUCUGCAGCGGGGUAACUGUAGCUGUCACCGACUUUCUUUUUAACUCGCUGUGGUCGUGCGUGUAUUUUAAGCAGUAAGUCGAAGGAAAAGCAUGGGAGUGGAAAUGGCGGCUGUAAUUGCAGAGCGCCAACACUAGUUGUUAAUGUCACUCGGUUCGUUUCUGGGAACUCAGAAAGCACACCGAGUGUGAUGGAUGUUGGUCGGGAGAAGGUUCAUGACAGCUACAAACGCCCGUGUCUGCCUUCCUGCGUGACUUCGAUUGCAUGAAUUUAACGAGACAAGCUUACUGAAUAUUAUAAUUUAUGUACUCUUCUUUCCUCCGUCUCUUUUUGCCCCCUCAUAUUGUUAUCUGCAUAGGAAAUGUGUUUCGUCUGUCUGUGAAAUAUGG
Salarias fasciatus (jewelled blenny) is the source of this 1935-nucleotide messenger RNA. RefSeq names its product pannexin-3. Gene Ontology annotation, cellular component: plasma membrane. Gene Ontology annotation, biological process: cell-cell signaling; monoatomic cation transport; positive regulation of interleukin-1 production. The record is from RefSeq and is a predicted model, not a curated record. The transcript is spliced from 5 exons. Lineage: Eukaryota; Metazoa; Chordata; Actinopteri; Blenniiformes; Blenniidae. Bases 1 to 1347 code for a protein of 448 amino acids. Gene Ontology annotation, molecular function: wide pore channel activity.